UACUCCGGCUCCCUCGGGGGUCGGCCCUGGGCUGGCCCUCGCCCUGUUCUAUACCUGUUUCCCUAUCUGUACCGUGAGAUACCUCGCCUUGCUGAGGGCGCCCCUUACCUGGAGGUACCGGGUUUCAAAGGUUAAAUUGUGAAGGAAGGUCCUGGCCCUCGGCCCCACUGCCUGUCGUCCCCGAUCCUAGGGCCCAGAGCCCAGAUCCCUGUCUUGCGUCCAGCCCGUCCCUGGUGCUUGGAAACGAGCCCCACUCUCCCCUAGCUCGCCCGAGGGUCGGUGUUUCCGGCGACACGGGGGCCGGGUCUCUAGCCCUCUCUUCUAGGGCCGGAACUAUCGUACAAGAGCCCACGUUUCCCAGCCGGAGGGGUGAGGAGGAAGCGGAGGCAAGACCUCGUUCACCACUAGGAAAGGGAAGGGGGUGGUACUGCGCGCGGCAUUUUGGGAACGUGUGGUGUUAAGCGAGCGCGCGAGCCGCCAUUCGCUCGCCUCACGCCUUCGCUGUCUCCAGAGUUGCCGCCGCACCGGAAAGGAAGAGAAGGCCAGAGCCGAACUCUCUCCUUGCCAAGAUGUCUAUUGGUGUGCCAAUUAAAGUUCUACACGAGGCCGAGGGUCACAUCGUGACAUGUGAGACAAACACUGGUGAGGUGUAUCGUGGGAAGCUCAUUGAAGCGGAAGACAACAUGAACUGCCAGAUGUCCAACAUCACAGUCACAUACAGAGAUGGCCGAGUGGCACAGCUGGAGCAGGUAUACAUCCGUGGCAGCAAGAUCCGCUUUCUGAUUUUGCCUGACAUGCUGAAAAAUGCACCCAUGUUGAAGAGCAUGAAAAAUAAAAACCAAGGCUCAGGGGCUGGCCGGGGAAAAGCUGCUAUCCUGAAGGCCCAAGUGGCUGCAAGAGGAAGAGGACGUGGAAUGGGACGUGGAAACAUCUUCCAGAAGCGAAGAUAAAUUGUCUGUUGAAUAGAACUUUGCUCUUAUUUUUUCUUUUAGAUUAUCUGGGUUCAUGGCAGGUGCGUGCUUAUGUGUAUACUAGGUUUUCUUUUAGCAUCUUUCUUUAGAUCAGGGUAAAUGUUUCACUAAAUAAAUAUAGUCUUUUUUUUCCUUUCUUUUUGAGAAAA
Manis javanica (Malayan pangolin) is the source of this 1120-nucleotide messenger RNA. RefSeq names its product small nuclear ribonucleoprotein D3 polypeptide (gene SNRPD3). Gene Ontology annotation, cellular component: spliceosomal complex. Gene Ontology annotation, molecular function: RNA binding. Gene Ontology annotation, biological process: RNA processing; spliceosomal snRNP assembly. The record is from RefSeq and is a predicted model, not a curated record. Lineage: Eukaryota; Metazoa; Chordata; Mammalia; Pholidota; Manidae.